Messenger RNA from Rana temporaria (common frog), 3900 nucleotides. It is a transcript of the gene AASDH, whose product is annotated as aminoadipate-semialdehyde dehydrogenase. Gene Ontology annotation, molecular function: protein binding. Gene Ontology annotation, biological process: amino acid activation for nonribosomal peptide biosynthetic process. The record is from RefSeq and is a predicted model, not a curated record. The transcript has 16 exons. Bases 176 to 3604 code for a protein of 1142 amino acids. NCBI's taxonomy places the organism in Eukaryota, Metazoa, Chordata, Amphibia, Anura, Ranidae.
GAGGCAUGGGAAGUAUUGUGACUGAUGGAUGGAGUGAGGUGUACCUGCCAGGCCUGAUAAGUGUUGAAUUAUAAUGGAAUGCUGCUUGGAAAUAUUACAAUUGGGGUGCCUCUUGCAGAGAAGGGAUUCCUACCUGCUUGUUCUCGGUGUACAAUUUCGGCAUCUGUCAAGAUGAAUGAAUUCCUGCACAUGCACAGAAGUGACCUCAUCCCGACCCUGCCAAUCAAAACAGCCAGAGCCCAGAAGAAGAGAGAUUGAACACGUCAGUGGGUGGCAAAGGGCUGCAUUCCUGGAGUGGAGGUUCUUCAGCUCCAACAUUCAAAUGGAAGACUCGCUGCAUAAAAUGGUGAUAACGGCGGCGGCUGUUUAUAAGAACAGAAAAGCUGUAUGUUUCCAAACGUACGAUGGGCCACCUACAUUCUACACCUAUGGGGAGAUGAUGCAGCUAGCAGAAGAGCUUACUUGUUUCCUUAAAUCUCUGCUUAAUGGUUUGCAAAAUUGUGUGAUUGGGCUCUUCUGUCAACCAGGUAUACAGCUGCCGUCAUGGAUUUUAGGGAUUCUCCAGGUCCCAGCUGCCUAUUGUCCUGUAGACCCUGGUGCCCCAUCCAAUUUCAUAUCUUCACUCGCAGAACGAUGUAAAAUUCGCUACAUGUUGGUGGAAAACAACAAAGCUGGAGUCUUCAGACAACUCUUCCCGAAUUGGCUCGAAAGAGAUUCCUCAAAGGUUCAGCAUCUGAACAUCACAAUUUUUGAGGCUCUGCAAAGAGAGAAAGUAAAUGAUAAAGAUACAAGAAUUGAAGAUGACCGUGGUCAGACUUACAGUGCCCUGCACCCUCCUCCGAGACAGCUGUGUGAUGAGUACUUAGACAGAGAGCGAUAUUGCCUGGCAUAUGUUUUGCACACCUCUGGAACCACCGGCAACCCUAAAAUAGUCAGUGUACCUCACUGCUGCAUUGUACCAAACAUUCAGCAUCUUGGAUCCAUCUUCGGUAUGUCACCAGAUGAUCUUGUGUUUCUUGCUUCGCCUCUGACCUUUGACCCAUCUGUUAUCGAAAUGUUUCUUGCGUUGUCCUCUGGAGCCUGUCUACUAAUUGUGCCAGAGCAUCUUAAAAUGAUGCCCAGAAAACUGUUCCAUAUAUUGUUCCAGCAGCAUAGAGUUACAGUGCUCCAGGUGACGCCAACCUUAUUGAAAAGAUUUAGCUGUGACUCUACUCAGUCCUCAGUGUUAUCCAAAGAAACAUCCCUUAGAGUGUUGGCUCUUGGAGGGGAGCAAUUCCCACCUGUCAGCGUCCUGAGACAUUGGAUGGAGCCUGGAAAUAGGACACGUCUCUUCAACCUUUAUGGCAUAACAGAAGUGUCUAGCUGGGCCACUUGCUAUGAGGUUCCAGAAUCUCUUCUUAACUCAAAUGCACGAAGUGAUCCACCAGUACCUUUGGGCAGGUCACUGUGUGAAACGAUAGUAGAAGUCCGAAAUGAGGAUAACAACAGGAUUGAAGAAGGGGAAGGGCAAGUUUUCCUAGGAGGGAACCAGAGGGUCUGCUUUAUAGACGAUGAAUGUAUUCUGCCCUGUGGAACGAUGAGAAGUACUGGGGACUGGGUGAGGUUACAAGAUGGGAACAUGUACUAUAUAGGACGGAAGGACAACCAGUUCAAGCGUCAUGGCAAGAGGCUUAAUACUGAGUAUAUACAGCAGGUAGUAGAAGAACUUGAACCAGUGGAGGCAUGUGCAGUCAUGUGGUCUAAAGCUGAACAACUUAUCCUUUUUAUUGUACCAAGAGGGUCUGUAGACAAGCAAGCCCUAUGGAGAGCAGUGGAGUCAAAUCUUCUUAGCCAUGCAGUGCCUGAUGACCUCAUUCUGAUAGACACACUACCUCUUACAAAACAUGGUAAAUUGGACCACUCACGUUUAAGUCUAUUGUAUGAUGAUCACGUGACGGAAAAUGGGAGUAAACCCAAAUCCCGAACAGGACAUGAUUUCUGGAAGAGCUUGCAGACUCUGUGGAAGGCCAGUCUUGGAUUUCCUGAAGAUGUUCCAGAUGUUGCUGAAGACUCUUUGUUUCUGCUCAGUGGUGGAGACUCUUUAAAGGCCAUAAAAUUUCAUGAAAAUGUAGAGGAUUUGGUUGGUAAACCUGUGCCAGGACUUCUAGAAGUGAUCCUCAAUGAUACCAUUGUGGCUGUUUGCAGGCAUGUCAUUGGAUCUAUAUGCCCAGAAACCGAUGAGGAUAAAUCCAAGGUACAUGUAACCGAGAUGGAGAGCAGUGACGUUAUUGGGGAUACAAGCACCAAGUACCAUAGAAAAAGAAAAGCAGAUUUUCUCAGCACUUCACCAGCAGACUUGACUUCUCUCCUAUCACUGAGCAAAGGUAGCCAGUGCUUUAAACACAAAUGUUCAUACACUGAACCAGCUGGACAGCAGUGUCGGGUAAUAUCGGGACCCAUCCAGGACCUAGCUUUAUUGGAGUUCUUCAGUCCAGCCCACAAACAGUCAAAGGCCUUCCUAUCCAGUACAUGGACAUUGUCUCUGAGGCAACGAUGGGCAUCUGAUACAAGUAAAUGUGUUGAUGCAUCUCCUCUCCUCGUCUUGUCAUCCAGUGAAGACUCCACAGUGACUGUAUACAUUGGGUCCCACUCACACAGAAUGCAAGCUCUAGAUCUGCUCACUGGGACAGUCAAAUGGGAAAGAAUACUGGGAGAUCGUAUUGAAUCCUCUGCUGCACUAUCUGCAUGUGGAAACUAUAUUAUUGUUGGUUGCUAUGAUGGCGGUGUUUAUGUACUGAAGAGAAGUGAUGGGGCAACACACUGGGUAUUCAGUACUGGGGAUGCUGUGAAGAGUUCUCCUGCCGUUGAUCCUGUGUGCGGUCUUGUAUAUAUUGGGUCACAUGACCAGCAUUUAUAUGCUUUAGACAUUGAAGCAAAGCAGUGUGUCUGGAAGUCUCACUGUCAGGCUUCUGCUGUGUUUUCUUCUCCUUGUAUAAACCUGGACCCUCAUCAUUUGUAUGUUGCCACCUUGGGAGGUCUGGUGCUCGCCAUCAAUCCAAGCACAGGAAAGCCUCUGUGGAAGAAUGACCUUGGGAAACCUGUGUUUUCCUCACUGCGGUGCAGCGACAAGCAUGUGUUCUUUGGCUGCGUGGAUGCAACGUUUUAUUGUCUUAGUCACUGGGGAGAAAAGUUGUGGCAGUUUUCCACGGACGGACCCAUUUUUUCCUCACCGUGUGUCUCCACUGUGUCCAAGCAUGUCAUGUUUGGCUCGCAUGAUGGCUUCAUUUAUUGCUGCAGCACGGAGGGGGAAUUACUCUGGAAACAUAAAGCCAAUUCACGAGUAUACGCCACACCAUUUGUGUUUCCCAACCCACACAGUGAGAACACAGAGCUCCUGGCAGCUGCCUCUACAGAUGGAAGCUUAUCUAUACUGGAUGCUCACUCCGGACUUCUGAUCAGUCAAUGUACGUUAGAGGGGGAGAUCUUCUCUUCUCCGGUGGUGUGCCUGGACCAGCUGGUCGUAGGCUGCAGAGACAACUAUGUGUAUUGCUUUGAUCUGAUAAGUAGUAUGAAACAAAAUGGAGAUAUAGAAUUAUUAGCCACGACUUCUAGCAGUGUUACUUAAGGUGCCCAUAGAAGAUUAAUUACAUUGUUUAGGAAUAGGUGAAAAUAACACAAGAGAGUCUUCAAUAUUGACUGGGUCUGAUAGAACAUUUGUUCAUACAUUAACUCCAUCGGAUGGUAAAAGGUUCCCACCCAGCCCCCUAUGUAUCCGGAUCUGGUUGUCAGUCACUGAAGGAUCCAAUGACCAGGUCUGUUAAAGAUCCAGGUAUAUGGGUGUGAGGGAAAGUUUGUUUAACCACUUAAGGACCAAGCCUCUUUCUGAGAUUUGGUGUUUACAAGUUUAAAAACGGUUAUCUU